UCAUCCAGAUACUGAUCGAGAAUUUCUGUUUCAAGAUGGCGGCCAUUAGGUCUGGAAGAACAGCGGCUGUGCUGUCCUCAGUGUCCCUGCAACUGCUCCUUUAUCUCUCAGCUGUUUACUCCCUCUUCUACUUCCUCGGCACCCUCAGCAUGAUUAUCUACAAGAGCCAGGCACUGAGCUACCCAGGCAAGAUUUUACUCCUAGAUGUGUGUCUGCUGCUCCUAAUGGCCGUGCUGGAGUCUCUGCGACUGUACUGGGGUGUGAGAGGUAACCUGCAGGAGAGUGAGCGCUGUGUGGGGUUCAGUCUUGCCCUGACUCUGGUCACCACACUGUUUGCUGUCUACUUCCUGCUGUGGCAGGCUUACGUCUUGCAAGCAGACAUCAUCAUUGGCACCGUACUGCUGGUCCUCUACGGGCUGUCUGGUGUCCUGGGGCUCGUCACCCUGGCCCGAUUCAUGAGUGCCUACUCCUGAGAGGUUUAUGUCUGCAUUCUGCCCCUGUGCCUGUUGAACGCCGCCUGUGGAACAUCUUCCCAACCAUAAAACAAGCUCAAGUAGAUCUGCUGUGCGCCAGGAGGUCAUUAACCUAAGGAUCGGAUGGACCCUGAUCAUAAGCACCACUGACAGGCAGUUAGUCCAUAGAAGCACAAGUGUGAAGAGAUGCAGAAUUGAAGGGCUUUUGUAAUUUUGAGCAUUCAAAUACCUUAUAUUGUUAGUGGCACAACAAAUGGCCAUGUCAGCAAUUAUCGAUCAUCUUCUCUAUGUGUAUUUGUGUCGUUCUGUAUAAGGGCGUCUGUGAUCCUUCCUUAGCCUUUGUGGGGGACAAGAGACCACAUAUAGGGUCAGGAACUUCCACGCAUUUAUUAAUAGAAAAGUGUCAUUAAAAAUGUGACUGUUGGCCCUUUGAAUCAUACAAUGUCAGAAGUGAGGCUCUGCUUCUCUUUCUCUUUGGUGCUCUGACUGCCUGUUUUUCUGGAUAAAAAAUCCCCCCCCCAGUUAUUGUCAUUUGUGGUCUUUCCCAGAGAUUUCUUUUUAUUAUUUUAAGUAAUGAACCCAUUAUAAUGAAUGCUAUUGUGUUAAAUAUUUAUUCGGAAGCUUUCAA
Molecule: messenger RNA, 1101 nt
Organism: Brienomyrus brachyistius
Lineage: Eukaryota; Metazoa; Chordata; Actinopteri; Osteoglossiformes; Mormyridae
Product: transmembrane protein 80-like
Exons: 6
Coding region: 36-473 (145 amino acids)
Biological process (GO): non-motile cilium assembly
Cellular component (GO): ciliary transition zone
Source: RefSeq, a predicted model, not a curated record